Molecule: messenger RNA, 459 nt
Organism: Aspergillus ibericus CBS 121593
Lineage: Eukaryota; Fungi; Ascomycota; Eurotiomycetes; Eurotiales; Aspergillaceae
Product: Hsp20/alpha crystallin family protein
Exons: 1
Coding region: 1-459 (152 amino acids)
Biological process (GO): response to hydrogen peroxide; response to salt stress; response to heat
Source: RefSeq, a predicted model, not a curated record
AUGCGGGGCGGGUUCAAGCACGGAGGACGGGGUGGACCGCGUGGCUUUGGCCCCUUCGGAUUCAAGGAGCACGGCCACAAGCACAAGCACCACCAGCGCGGAGACUUUGUCCACCCCGAGGUGGAUGUUUUCGACACCCCUGAUGACUUUCUGGUUCACGUGUCGCUGCCCGGCGCCAAGAAGGACGGAGUGGAGGUCAAGUGGGACCCGAAGAAGUUCGAGCUCAAUGUUAGCGGCACCAUCGAGCGUCCUGGGGAUAAGGAAUUGCUGAAGACAUUGGCGCUGGAUGAGCGCCGUGUCGGGACGUUUGAUCGCAAGGUGCGCCUGGGGAGUGUUUUUCAACCGGUGGAAAUCAAUGUUGAUGGGAUCACGGCCGAGAUGGAGAAUGGCGUGUUGAGCGUCAGGCUGCCGAAGGUGGAGGCGGAUGUGGUCAUGGUGACCCGGGUGGAUGUACAGUGA